Messenger RNA from Dentiscutata erythropus, 630 nucleotides. Lineage: Eukaryota; Fungi; Glomeromycota; Glomeromycetes; Diversisporales; Gigasporaceae. The record is from the annotation of a GenBank genome assembly.
AUGUCUCUAACUAAAUUACAAAAUUUUGAUAUCAGCGCAAAGCAUAAAUAUUUGAAUUUCACUGCAUAUCAUUUUGAUAGAAAACAGUUUAAUUCUUUGGUAGAAAACUAUUUCAAAAGUGAUAAAAAUCCAUUUCGUUAUAUCAAAUAUCAAUAUGAGAGAAAUUAUAAUCCCCAACAAGAUCAAAAGGAUAUACACAUCCAAGGAAUAUUAAUUCUCAAAGAUUCGACAAGAAUUGGAAAAUAUUUAAAAGCUGGUGAAAAAAAUAGAAAAAAAGACAGUAUUUCAGGUGUCAAAGGUCUUUUACAAAUGAAUAAAACUCAUUUUGAAGGUGUUGCAAGUACUGAGGAUUCUGUUCGUUAUACCGGAAAAGAUUAUAACAAAUGCUCAUUACACCAUAAAAAACCUAUUGUUCAAAAUGAUCCAAAAAGUAAACUUAUGUACUGUCGAUGUGAUUAUUUUGAUCUAGACAAACAUUGUGAAUGGUGCAAUGAAGGAUGUAAACCUUAUAGAACCUGGGCAAGAUAUGAUUCUGAAUCUGGACCGUUUGAGUUUGGAACUUAUAAAACAAAAAAUAAUAAUCCGUUUGGAAAAAAUAAAUUUGUUGACAGAACUCCUGAUAAACAUCAA